AUGGCGCUGGUCUCCUCCUCCUCCGCCACCGCCGUCGCGGCGCUCCCCAGCAAUGGGCUGGCCGGCGCCCGGAGCUCCUUCCUCGGCGCUGCCGGCAAGGCGGCGGCGUCGCGCGCGUCCUUCGCCGUGCGCGCCGCGGCGCCCGAGAGGCCCAUCUGGUUCCCCGGGAGCACCCCUCCUCCGUGGCUCGACGGCAGCCUUCCCGGAGACUUCGGCUUUGACCCCUGGGGUCUUGGAUCCGACCCGGAGAGCUUGCGGUGGAACGUGCAGGCGGAGCUGGUGCACUGCCGGUGGGCGAUGCUGGGCGCGGCGGGCAUCUUCAUCCCGGAGCUCCUGACCAAGAUCGGCAUCCUCAACACGCCGUCGUGGUACACCGCCGGGGAGCAGGAGUACUUCACCGACACCACCACCCUCUUCAUCGUGGAGCUCAUCCUCAUCGGCUGGGCCGAGGGCCGCCGGUGGGCAGACAUCAUCAAGCCCGGCUGCGUCAACACGGACCCCAUCUUCCCCAACAACAAGCUCACCGGCACCGACGUCGGUACCCCGGUGGUCUGUGGUUUGACCCGCUCGGCUACGGCACCGGCUCGCCCGAGAAGCUCAAGGAGCUGCGCACCAAGGAGAUCAAGAACGGCCGCCUCGCCAUGCUCGCCGUCAUGGGCGCGUGGUUCCAGGCCGAGUACACCGGCACCGGCCCCAUCGACAACCUCUUCGCUCACCUCGCCGACCCCGGCCACGCCACCAUCUUCCGGGCAUUCGCCCCCAAGUAAGGGACACGUUGGGAGUUAG
Triticum turgidum subsp. durum (durum wheat) is the source of this 786-nucleotide messenger RNA. The record is from the annotation of a GenBank genome assembly. Lineage: Eukaryota; Viridiplantae; Streptophyta; Magnoliopsida; Poales; Poaceae.